Molecule: messenger RNA, 2067 nt
Organism: Guillardia theta CCMP2712
Lineage: Eukaryota; Cryptophyceae; Pyrenomonadales; Geminigeraceae
Exons: 13
Coding region: 1-2067 (688 amino acids)
Molecular function (GO): protein binding
Source: RefSeq, a predicted model, not a curated record
AUGUUGGAGGAGGAGGGCAUGGCGGAUGCGAUCUUGACUAGGAAGAAGACAAUGCUGAAGCAGAGGAAGUACGGACUGAAGCCCAACCAAGAAGCAAGCAGGCCAGGAUCCGCUUCCGCUUAUGGCAUUGACGACCACAUGAACGAACGAAAAGAUCCCAACGAGGGGAAGACGAGAAAGAAGCUUGGUGAUUGGAUGAAAUCAAACAAACCCGCUGUAGUUGGCUGUCGUGCUCCGUCUCUUCGCCUGACGCGCUUUGAUACGCAGACCCUGAACUCAGACAACAACGAUGCUCAAAGUGUUGAUAGUGUCAUCAGUCUGCGCCAAGACGAGAUGAGAAGAAUAAACGCGAAGCAGACCAAGGAGACGGUUUUCACCUCAGACAUGGGAGAGAUGGGUCAUCUUCACUUCAGGGUGCAUGGGCUGGUGAACUUGGACGACAAGUCGCAUCAAGAGACGGGUCGAGUUCUUCUCUCCGCUGAGAUGGUCACGGCUGAGUACAGCAGAAAGAAGUCCAUCCUGACCAAAGGGGACAUCAAGAAGGCGGGAGCAUGGGGGGAGGGGUUGUACUUCCGCGUAUUUCAAGCAGACAAGGAAGUACAGUUCGAGCUGAAGGCGUCGAGAGUUGAAUCCAAUGAUGAUGAGAAAUGGCUGAGUGAGAACAACGUGGACAUCGGGAUAUGCAGGAUCGUCAUUGUUCCUGCCCUGGACUUCUGCCCGAAAGCAGAGUGGCAAGCGAUGAAGGAUAAGAUGGGAAAUUCCAACAACUACAGGCUGUCGCUUUCCUGGAAAUACUCGGCGAAGUUGAAUAGAGUGGGCUCGUCGAUCUUACCUGCCUACGUCCUUCAAAGAUCGAUUCAAGACAUGAAAUCUCCUCUUAUGAGAAGGACCAGCAGCCCUUCCUUUACUUCCAGCAUGACGAGCAGUGUCCGGUCUGGCGGGUUUCCAAGGCGCCUCGGCACGAAACUAGUUUAUGACGGGAGUUUCAAGCCAGACCUGCCGAGAUGUCUCAGCAACGAAGAGCUGUUGGAGAAGAUCUGCUCGAGAAGAGCUAGCAACAGGGAGAAGGACGAGAAGGACGAGCUGGUCCUUCUCAACAGAUACUUCCUGCUGUUUCGGGACGUAGCGAACGAGUGCCGGUGGAAUCGUUAUCUCAGCCGCAACCCAGCCAAGAACUGGUGGGAAGAAAGUCAGAGCAACAUCUUUGACUUUGAGCAUCUCAAAGUGCUGCAGCUGGAGAAGAAGAUAGAGAAUCAUUCUCCCAUCGACCUCUCCUCCGAGCUCAUGAUCCAUUCCGCCAACAGGGUUCAGAGGCACUUCAGAGGUCAUCGCGGGAGGGUGCACUACCUGGCCCUGAGGAUUCGCCAGCUGUUGAAGACGAGCGAGGAGGUGCGGCAGCUCGUUCACAGGGCCAUGAUCGAGUAUUCUGAGCAAGCUGCUGCCAUUGCUGAGGACGCAGAAAAUGUCAAGGGUCAGCUGGACGAGCUGUCAGCUGAGAAAGACGACCUCAACUUGGAGAAGAAGGCGCUGAAGAAGCAGCUGGGGAGAAGCAAGACCUUGCAGGAUGAAGCCGAGCAGGAGUUUUCCAACGCGCAGAACAAUGUGUUGCAAGCAGUUGAGACUUUCUUGGACUUCGAGAAGAAGCGAGCCUACCAAGAGAUGUUGAUUUACGAGCUGUGCGAGUACUGCGACGCUCGCUUCGAGGUCAACCUGCACGACAAGACGAUGGACUUGUGCAGUCAGAAGACGCACCUGUCGGAAGUGAGCCUCAACGACGUCAUCAAGGAGAUCAACAACGAGAUGCGGGAGAUCUCGCAGGCGGAGCUCUCUGCGGGGAUAUUCCGAUCGAAGAUGGCGGGGGAGGAGGAGUCGCCUGACUUUGACUUUGACUUCAUUCAGAGCAGCCAGGAGGCGCAGGAGCACUUCGGGCGGAUGUUCUCCGAGUUCUCGAGGAUCAUCGAGGCUGAAGCCAACACGCUCUCCAACUUCAGGCAGCGACGGUCCUACGCCAAGACCUGCAAGGAAAACGUCAACGCCCUCCUCCGCGAGAUCGAAUCAACCAGGUGA